Messenger RNA from Microtus oregoni (creeping vole), 3433 nucleotides. RefSeq names its product potassium channel tetramerization domain containing 10 (gene Kctd10). The transcript is spliced from 7 exons. Gene Ontology annotation, cellular component: Cul3-RING ubiquitin ligase complex. Lineage: Eukaryota; Metazoa; Chordata; Mammalia; Rodentia; Cricetidae. Bases 96 to 1046 code for a protein of 316 amino acids. Gene Ontology annotation, biological process: negative regulation of Rho protein signal transduction; protein homooligomerization; protein ubiquitination. The record is from RefSeq and is a predicted model, not a curated record. Gene Ontology annotation, molecular function: ubiquitin-protein transferase activity; protein binding.
CGCCCCGGCCCCGCCUCCGCCCCCUGCCUUGAGUGAGCUGGGUGUUUCCUGCCUUUCAGUCCGGAUUUGUAGACUCCGGCGUCCUCCGACUUUUCAUGGAAGAGAUGUCAGGAGAAAGCGUGGUGAGCUCAGCGGUGCCAGCAGCUGCUACCCGCACCACUUCCUUCAAGGGCGCGAGUCCUAGCUCCAAGUAUGUGAAGCUGAACGUCGGGGGAGCCCUCUACUACACCACCAUGCAGACGCUCACCAAGCAGGACACGAUGCUGAAGGCCAUGUUCAGUGGCCGCAUGGAAGUCCUCACCGACAGUGAAGGCUGGAUCCUCAUUGACCGCUGUGGGAAGCACUUCGGGACAAUACUCAACUAUCUUCGAGACGGGGCUGUGCCCUUGCCUGAGAGCCGCCGGGAGAUCGAGGAGCUGCUAGCCGAGGCCAAGUACUACCUGGUGCAGGGCCUGCUAGAAGAGUGCCAGGCGGCUUUACAACAGAACAAAGAUACUUAUGAACCCUUCUGCAAGGUUCCUGUUGUCACCUCCUCCAAGGAAGAACAGAGGCUUAUAGCGACUUCAAAUAAGCCAGCCGUGAAAUUGCUCUACAAUAGAAGUAACAACAAAUACUCUUAUACCAGCAAUUCUGAUGACAAUAUGUUGAAGAACAUCGAGCUCUUUGAUAAACUUUCCCUGCGCUUUAACGGGAGGGUCCUGUUCAUAAAGGACGUCAUCGGGGAUGAAAUCUGCUGCUGGUCAUUUUACGGCCAGGGCCGAAAAAUUGCGGAAGUCUGUUGCACCUCCAUCGUCUAUGCCACGGAGAAGAAGCAGACCAAAGUUGAGUUCCCCGAAGCCCGCAUUUAUGAGGAGACCCUGAACAUUUUGCUGUACGAGGCCCAGGAUGGCCGAGGACCUGACAAUGCACUCCUCGAGGCCACAGGUGGGGCAGCUGGACGCUCCCAUCACCUGGACGAGGAUGAGGAACGAGAACGGGAGAGGAUUGAACGAGUGCGGAGGAUCCACAUCAAGCGUCCUGAUGACCGGGCCCACCUCCACCAGUGAGCGGGCAAGCGCAAGCUGCCCUCCACCCUCCCUUUGCCCCUGCCCCUCAGACCCUGUGCAGGCUUCAGGGUACCUCCCACUUCCCCCUGGAGUCUGGAGACACUUUUGUAACAAGCCAGAUGAUUAUUUUGAUAUUUCUCGACAAAGUGGAUUGCCUCUGUGUUAACCCAGGUGCGCACCCCUUCUGAACAAGCUGUGUCUAAGGACUCCACUUCUCAUGAGAGCCUGGAGCCGGCCUUUCUUGGCUCUUGGAGGAAGAGUGUGAAUGAGUUUGGCAUGUAUGUGAGAGCCUUUGUUGCACUAUUUAUUUUCAUAGGUGUUGACUACCUGUUAGGGCUGCUUAAGUGACACUCCUUUAAGGGCUCAUUUGACAGCUCUGAGGGGCUGUGUAGGUGGCAACUGGGAGCAGCCUGGCCCUGUGUAUUCUGACCAGGCUGGGAGUCUGCUCUGUGUACGGUUUUAUGACUGGAGCUCAUUGGCCAAUAGUUUCAGCUUGUAGUAGUGGACAGGGGACCAAGUGUGCUUCCAGCCUCUCUGUGGUCCCUCAGUGUGGCAGCUCAACUGUCUGGCAAGGAGCAGAUCGUUUCCUGCCAGUGGGUUCUGCUGUCUUCUGUGCUCCUCCCAUCCCAGAAGGUCAUCUGAAUACCUGCAGCCAUUGCUCCUGACCACUGCCUUAAGGGUCUGCUCCCUGUGAGGCCUCCUUUCCUUAAGUGGGCAUCUUGCCCUUGGUUAGGAACUGUGGCCCCCCAACAUGGUGGCAUCGGGUAAGGACACCCCUAGGAGCUCGCAGGCUGACUCAGGGCGUUUCCCUGCUAUCUCGUAUAGCUCCCUUCGGUUUUUAUUUCCUGCAGAAUAGAGUGGGCGUGCAGAUACCUUUGAGUCUUGUUUGUGUUCGAGGACGUGUGUGACUGCUGGUGGGGACGUGUGACUGUGGGGCACAGGUGCUUGUGAGGAGGACAUGCCAGUUACCUCUAGUCCCCUCUGCUCCUGUGUAGAUGAGUCAUGAUUGGCAUGGGUGGUUGUGAGUAGACUAGUUAAAAGGUUAAGGUGAGUACUUGAUGAAGGAAUUGUUACUUUUUUUUUUUUUUUUUUUUUUUGAGGCAGGGUUUCUCUUUUGCUUUGGAGCCUGUCCUGGAAUUAGCUUUUGUAGACCAGGCUGGCCUCGAACUCACAGAGAUCCACCUACCUCUACCUCCCGAAGGCUGGGAUUAAAGGCGUGUGCCACCACCGCCUGAAUUAUAUUUUAGACCAAAGGUAUGAUAGUGGGUAAUCUCUGAAACGUUUUUAAAACCAGGACAGGCUCCAAAACCACAGAGAAACCCUGUCUCGAAAAACCAAAAAAAAAAAAAAAAAAAAAAAGUUUCUAUUUUGUGACGGUUUUUACAGCUCACUGUGUGCGUGACAGUCGCAUACCUUUCUCUUGUGUCUGGCAGAAAAGGCAACAAUAAGUAAACAGUCCCGACUGGAUCGAGGAACCGUGUAGAUGCUUUUUACACAAUGGUAUGGCAAAACUUUUGUAUUCAGAGCCAAGAAAGGGAGCUUACAGAUCAUGUUUCAUGAGUUUUUUAUACUGUUUGUUUUAAACGUCAGCCCCACCCUGUGGGUUCAACUUUCGUGGGAAGUAAAAGUGAGUGUCAGUCCUGGUGUGUUCUGUAGGAACAGGAAAGUCACUGUCUACACUGUUUAAAUGUGCGUGUGCAGAGUGAGUUGGUGGCGUAGGUGACUUGCCUUGGCCUCUGCGCCUUACGUUACUCUUUUGGCAGCUCUCUCUACUCUUUCCUCAAACCUUGUGCCUGCAACUUUGCACCUCCGCACCCAGGGAUAGGAACAGGCCUGGCAAACAUUCCAAGGUGCCAGAAACGCCGACAGCUGUGUCUGCCAGGGCCUGAUCCAGAGUCAGGCCUUCCAAAGCUCUGCUUCUAGCACGAAGGGCAGUCGUCAGCACUGCAGUUCAGAGCCGUUCAGUGAAACACUGGCCUCGGAUUUGGUGUAAAGAGUGAAGUUUUAUUGCACACUAAUGGCUCGCAAUUAAAAUAGAUUGGAAUAGCUAACCAUCAUAACCAAGUUCUGUGUUUGUGGCAACUGGGGCCCACACCCCUAGCAGGCACAGCCUUCUGUCGCCUUCCUGGGGAAGAUUGGCUGUUUGACCUCUCUAAGUCAUGGUCCCAUGUAGGUACAACUUUUCCUCCCUGCUGCUCACUGCUGGUACUCAGCCCUCCCCAGGGUGUGUGCAGGCUAGAGGACGCCACCCAAAGUCACUGGUCACCUUAGCACACCCCUAACCUUCCUGUGUGCACUGUGGAAACAAUGCUGGGGGUUUUAGACAUGAUCACUCUUGUGCAAGCGUCUGUAGACACAUGUAAAAUAAACGUUAAACUGUGCUUCUA